Messenger RNA from Trichoderma aggressivum f. europaeum, 1473 nucleotides. Its product is annotated as CAZyme family AA7. Gene Ontology annotation, molecular function: FAD binding. NCBI's taxonomy places the organism in Eukaryota, Fungi, Ascomycota, Sordariomycetes, Hypocreales, Hypocreaceae. The transcript is spliced from 4 exons. The coding region runs from base 1 to 1473 and encodes 490 amino acids. The record is from RefSeq and is a predicted model, not a curated record.
AUGACUAUUUCACCCCAAGCAGAUUGCCUGUUUGAGGCAGGUCUCAAGUCUGACCAGGUCUUCACGGCUUCUGAUGCAGGAUUCAGUGCACGUCAGUCAUCGUACUGGUCUCGAAGUGCCCAAUCAUUGCAACCAGCCUGUAUUGUUCAGCCACGUUCCGCUCAAGAGGUAGCUACAGUGGUACGCGCUUUGGUCACUGCCCGCAUUCCAUUUGCAGUUCGUAGUGGCGGGCACAUGACUUGGGCUGGCUCAAACAACAUCGGAGCCGAUGGAGUCACGAUCGACCUUGAGCAUCUAAACUGGGUAAAGCCGGUCGUUGACGAAAAAGAAGGCUCUGCCGUAGAUAUAGGUCCUGGUAAUCGAUGGGGUGCAGUAUAUGCACAGCUAGAGAAACACCAGCUGACUGUUGCUGGCGGACGAGAGGGCAAUGUAGGCGUUGCCGGCCUGCUUCUCGGAGGGGGCAUGGCCUUCUUUACCGCUCGGCACGGGCUGGCGUGCGACAACGUCGUGGAAUAUGAGAUAGUGCUCGGUGACGGCCGGAUUGUGCGUUCUCGUGAAGACGGCGAACAUGCGGAUCUAUUUCGGGCUCUGAAAGGUGGUGGAUGCAACUUCGGUAUAGUCACCAACUUUCGAAUGCGUGCAUUACGGUCCGGCCCUGUCUGGGCAGGCAUGACUGUUCACCCGAAAGAGGCUAUUCCUGAGGCUAUCACUGCCCUCAAAGAAUUCACAGACAAUGUGCCGGCUGAUGUGGACAGCAAUUUGCUCUGUUUCUUUACUUAUACUGUGAGUAUUGCUAAUCCUGAUUUCAAGGAUAUCGUCGUUCUUGGUGCUUUGAUCCAGAUUGCCGGGGUCGAUGAGGCGCCAGCCUACAAGAAAUGGCUUCACAUGCCUACAACAGCCACAACGUGCAAAAUCACCACAGUGCCGCAACUAGCGGUGGACUAUAGCCAGGCACAAAAUUACUACAAUACUUGGUUCACUGCUACGUUUAAAAAUGAUGUUCGUGUAGUGGCCAAGGCUGCUGAAUUACAUGAAAAAUUGGUGGCGGAGCUCAAGAGCUUCAUCCCUGAUGGUGAUUUCAUCACCCAGUGCUUGUUUCAACCAUUCCCCCGACUUUUUGGCCAGCACUCUGCGGCGGCCGGCGGAAACGUAAUGGGAGUCGAAAGGCAGCCGGAAAAUGGUCUCUUGUGGCUCGCUAAUGCGCAAGUUCGUACGCAAGAACAGGAAAGAUUUGCCUACAAUCUAAUUCGCAAUUGGGUACACGAUGUGAAGCAAUUUGCUGCCACCAUCGACAGCAAUCUACCGUGGGUAUAUUUGAACUACGCAGAUAAGAGUCAAGAUCCAUUGGCGAGCUAUGGGCUGGACAAUGUGCGCAAAAUGAAAGACGUUGCAGCGAAGUAUGACCCCGAACAGGUUUUCCAGAUACUCUCUCCUGGAGGAUUCAAGAUUUCGAGUGUGUCUCUGCCGAAUUGA